ACUACUUUUCAUAUAUUCAGAUAACCACUAACAUUGAUUGUUGUUACAUUUUGAUUACAGUGCAACAAAACAAACCAAACAAAAAAGAUAUUGGAAUUAACUUCUUGUGUUGCAAGAGGGGAAAACAAAACAAAACAAAACAAAACAAAACAACAAAAAACCCAGGAAAGAAUCCUGACCACAAAAACCAUGAGAGAUCGCCUGCAAGAGCUUAAACUGAGAGUUAAGGAACUACAGAUAGCUGGGGAAAACAAUGGUGCAACUGUACAGGAAGAGGAGCAGGAGGAGUUUGAACAGCAGGCCAUUAUUUAUGAAAAAGAGCCCAUAACUGAAAGGCACUUGCAUGAAAUCCAGAAGCUUCAGAACGAAAUUAAUAAUCUGGUGGAAGAAGUCAGUAAAUUCAGCCAACAACAAAAAAGCCUGGUGUCUUCAAUGAGAAGGUUCAGCGUUCUCAAGAAGGAAUCUAACAUAGCAAGGGAAAUCAAAAUUCAAGCAGAACACGUACGCAAAUGUUUGGAUGAGCUGUCAAAAGCGGUGAGGAGAGCUGAAAACGAGCACGGGCCGGCCCGAGCCACGGUGAGGAUCCUGGCAGCCCAGCACGCCUUCCUGUCCCACCGCUACCUCCAGGCCAUGCUCUCCUACAACGAGGCCAUCACCGCCAAGCAGGACAAGUGCAGGACAUUCAUCCGGCGCCAGCUCGAGGUAGCUGGCAAAGAGGUGUCUGAAGAGGAAGUCAAUGACAUGCUCCAGCAAGGAAAAUGGGAGAUCUUCAAUGAAAAUCUACUCACUGAAGUCAAGAUUACUAAAGCUCAGCUGUCAGAGAUCGAGCAGAGACACAAAGAACUGGUCAAUCUGGAGAACCAGAUCAAAGACGUGAAAGAACUCUUUAUCCAGAUCUCAAUUCUGGUGGAGGAGCAAGGGGAGAUGAUCAACAACAUCGAAAUCUGCAUGAACAACACUCAAGAAUAUACUCAGGUAUCUAAAGAAAAGUUUGGCCUUGCAGUCAGGUAUAAAAAAAGAAACCCUUGCAAAGUGAUUUGCUGCUGGUGCUGUCCGUGCUGCAGAUGACACAAGAAAUGAACUGCUUGGAAUAUCAAUGGUUCCUCCACACCAAACUGAUCUUGGAAAGCAUUUUUGGGAUCCCUCAACUGCUUCACUUUUCUUCCCAUUUUACCUUCAGCAGAGCUCUCUCUCCAUUUUCCAUAACAGAGUAAAGAAUUACAUGGUUUUCACAGAAACACAUGAACUACAAGAAAGGAUAAAAGGAUAAAAGUGACAUUUUUUCAUUCUUCUAAGCUUCUUCAAAGUUUAGAAUUUCUCAAGUUUAGUUUGGUUCUUCAAACUGAAACAGUGUGACAACAAACUCCCUGUGCUGUUGGGAAGCAUUAAAAAUACUGGUAAUCUCAAAGACAGGAU
This is a messenger RNA of Sturnus vulgaris (Common starling), 1416 nucleotides long. RefSeq names its product syntaxin 19 (gene STX19). Gene Ontology annotation, biological process: intracellular protein transport; synaptic vesicle fusion to presynaptic active zone membrane; exocytosis. NCBI's taxonomy places the organism in Eukaryota, Metazoa, Chordata, Aves, Passeriformes, Sturnidae. Gene Ontology annotation, cellular component: presynaptic active zone membrane; SNARE complex; synaptic vesicle. Gene Ontology annotation, molecular function: SNARE binding; SNAP receptor activity. The record is from RefSeq and is a predicted model, not a curated record.